This is a messenger RNA of Daktulosphaira vitifoliae (grape phylloxera), 1985 nucleotides long. RefSeq lists its product as uncharacterized. The record is from RefSeq and is a predicted model, not a curated record. The transcript has 7 exons. Gene Ontology annotation, cellular component: membrane. The coding region runs from base 146 to 1426 and encodes 426 amino acids. Lineage: Eukaryota; Metazoa; Arthropoda; Insecta; Hemiptera; Phylloxeridae.
UACACUUUAGAUAGUCAGACUUACAAAUACGUUUUAGAAUCUCAACUUCUUAUAACGCAUUUAAUCACUUAAUAUAACUAUAUUUUAUGAUUAUUAGCAAAGUAAUUGAUAAUUUUUGUUUUAUGAAAAGUGUCUGUCAAACAUAAUGGUAUUUCUAAAUAUUAACACCUAUCUUUUACCAAUAAAAGUGCAUUAUUUUCUUUAUGAUGCAGGUAAUUCUCCUAUCACCCCGUUUUUGUCGACUAUUGCAAAACAACGAGGCUAUUCUUCAUCAAUUGUUGGUGACAUCAUAACGAUUUUUAUGCUAUUAAAUGUAGUAGUCAAACCACUCACCGGCUUCGUUACUGAUAAAUGGAAAUGUCGGAAAACAGUAUUUUUAGGUGCAAUAUUACUCAACGGAUUAAUAACACCCACUUUGUACCUCAUACCUGAUGCAACGUCCACAACGGGUGAAAUACCUAACUCGGAAGUAUUUUGUACCUGGACGUUUUGGCUGUUCACAACAAUAGUCAUACUAAGGAUGAUACUUUGUAUGAUUGGUGAAGUUCUUCAGGAAACGAUCUGUAUGCAAAUUCUAGACGGAGAUACGAAAAAAUUUGGAGAACAAAGACUAUGGGGAGCCGUUGGAUGCGGUGUUACGUCAAUUAUAGCGGGAUGUAUAAUUGACUGGUACAGCAAGGGCCAAGAACAUAAAAACCAUCUACCAGGAUAUUUGCUUUCAAUGAUCAUAUUUUUCGUUGAUUUUAUGAUAGCACGAAAAUUAAAGGUACCCGAAAGCGAUGGAUCAACAGAAAAUAUCCUUAAAGAUGUCAAAAAAGUAAUAAAUAGCGCCAAAGUAUGCGUGUUUCUAGUUUGGGCAGUAGCCGGUGGUAUUUUUUGCGCGUACAUUUGGUUUUACUUUAUCUGGUACGUUGAUGAUUUAGCAACUAUUUACCAUCCAGAACGAAAGUCUGUGUUGCAUACAAUCAAAGGGCUAUCCCUUACGAUCGAAUGUUUAGGAGGCGAAGUUCCGUUUUUUUAUUUAUCUGGUUACCUCCUUAAACAUACUGGUCAUAUGAAUGGAUUCUCAUUAUCAUUUGCUUUGUUUGCAUGUCGAUUUUUAUUAUACUCCGUCAUAAGAGAUCCGUUAUGGGUGCUGCCAGUGGAAACAUUAAAUGGUGUUACAUUUGGAUUGAGUUACAUCGCAGGAGUGUCUUAUGCUGCAAAAAUAGCUCCAACUGGAAGUGAAGGUACACUUCAAGGACUUUUUUCUAUGGCAUUUCAUGGAUUUGGAGCGUCUUUAGGAGCAGCAAUUGCCGGUUAUACAUUUGACAACCUGGGUAGCAUUAUGGCGUUUAGACUAAUCGGAAUAAUUGCAAUUAUUACAUGCAUUAUUCAAAUUAUUAUAAAUUAUUUUAUUAAUAAAAAUAAAAAACCAAAUCAAUAGAAAAAUUAAAUGGUUAUUUAGAUUUGCAUUAUACAAAACGUUAUCUAAAAAAAAAUAUCCAUUCCAAAAAUAGUACUAAGCUCAAAAUAUAUAUACAGAUUAAAAAUUAAAAUUAAAACUAAAUAGAACCCACUUCAACAGAAUUAUAUAGAUACGUGAACUUAAAGAAAAAAUGACAUAAGAAAUAUAAAAUCGCUUUAAUUAAUAAAUAUUAUUAAAAGUACUUUCUAGUGUGCCCAAAAAUUUGGCAAACACUAAUAUUAAAUGUAAAUGAAGUGUCAUUGAAUAUUUACCAAAUUUUAAACAAGUAUAAAUCCCCAUUCAAGUAAAAUGACAAAAUUUUUUAUCAAUUUAUUACCUACAUCUAUUAUGUACUUCAUACAUAUUAACAAACACAGACCCAUCCAAAAGAUAUUUAAAUGUUAUAUAUUUAGCAUACAUGUGUCUUUAAUUUAUCAAAUAAGUGACAUAAUAUUACAAAGAUCACUUUUAAGUAAAACACUACUGAGCUACUACAGAAAGUUUUUAAUUUUUAUUAACAGACAAAUCAUUUGAUCCA